GAGCUCCUGGCUGCUUUUGUGGUUUAACGCGCUCCGCCCCCCCCCCCCGUUCCCCCCCCCCUUCUCGCUCCUGAACGCCAAAAAACUUCGGGGCCGCGAUCAUGGGGCGAGCCGAGGAGCUGGUGAGGAUUGCAAAGAAGCUGGAUAAGAUGGUGACCAGGCAGAACACGGACGGAGCUCUGGAUCUGCUGAAAGAACUGAACAGCUACACGAUGACCAUCGAGCUGCUGCAGUCCACGAGAAUUGGCGUGGCCGUCAAUGCUGUCCGGAAGCAGUGCUCGGAUGAAGAGGUGGUGGCCCUGGCGAAAGUCCUCAUCAAGAACUGGAAACGGCUGCUAGAGUCCUCGGGGACCCCGAAGAGAGAGAAGGCCCUGGAAGGGCAAAAGAAUAAAAAAGAAAAAAGUCUCGACUUUCCCAGCUGGCAGCCUGAAGGGGCGAAUUCCCAUCCAGUGAAACGCUGCAAAAGCCCAGCUGAGAAGCACAGGGAAAAGGACAAAGAAAGGGACUUUCCCAAUCAUAAGGCAGUGGGCCCUCUUCCUGGCUCAAAGAAACAUUCAUCGGAUCAGAAACAGGACAGGAAAUCCAGCAAGUCCGGCUCUCACACGGCAGCCCCAAAGAGUCACUCUGCAGACUCCAAGCCAGACAGGGAGACCAGCGACUGCAGGGCUCUUCCUGCCACCUCUAAAAAGUCGCACUUGGACGGCAAGAAAGAGAGGAGAGAUUCUGCAGACUCAAGAUCUUCCACCGUCACCACUGCCUCCUCCUCUUCCUCCCCUCAGAAGAGACCAUCGGUGGAAAGGAGGCCCUCUACAGGCUCCAACCCAGCAGCCUCUCCCCCCGGCUCUCGGAAGAACUCCAGUGAUGGCAAAGAGGAAAGACCCAACAGCGCCAAAUCCAAACCCGAGACCCCCAAGACUCCCAGCAGCCCCUCGAGUCCCACGUUCGCACCGACCAUCUGCUUCCUGGCCUCCUGCUACCUCACGGGAGACUCGGUCCGGGACAAGUGCGUCGAGAUGAUCUCGGCCGCCCUGAAAAUGGAUGAUGAUUACAAACAGUUUGGAGUCAACUGUGACAAGAUGGCCUCUGAAAUCGAAGAUCAUAUCUUCCAAGAGCUGAAGAGCACGGACAUGAAGUACCGCAACCGCGUGAGGAGCAGAAUCAGUAACCUGAAGGACCCCAAGAACCCCAACCUGCGGAGGAACGUGCUGAAUGGAGCCAUCUCCCCCAGCCUCAUUGCUAGGAUGACGGCAGAGGAGAUGGCGAGCGAUGAACUGAAGGAGCUGAGGAACGCCAUGACCCUAGAAGCCAUCCGGGAGCAUCAGAUGGCGAAGACCGGGGGCACCACCACGGACCUCUUCCAGUGCGGCAAGUGCAAGAAGAAGAAUUGCACUUACAACCAGGUCCAGACGCGUAGCGCCGAUGAACCCAUGACAACGUUCGUGCUGUGUAACGAGUGCGGGAACCGCUGGAAGUUCUGCUGAGGCCGCUCCUGUUUGCACCCGGGCCACCCGCGGAGACGAUGCAGCCUGACGGCAAAGGAGAAGCUCUGACCGUCCAAAUUUGAAACUGAGGGGUGGGAGGGGGGAGGGGAAGGGAAGGGAAGAGAACUAACCUGUUGAGAGAGGAGCUGAAAGUCCCUCCCUAUUGGCUCCCGCGAAUGUAAUGAGGGUUCACUCAGUGGCUAGAGGGAGGGAUUGUUUGGCGUUAGGGGUACCCGAGCCUCAAGCCCAGAAGGUGCGAUACCAGGGUGGCAGCCACUAGGAGACUCCUCUGUGCUGAUGUAUAUAUUGUGACUGGAGUGAUCAUUGGAACCCUAGACUGGAAGGACCUGCUAGGUUGUUCUAGUCCAUCUCCCUGGAGGAAGCAAUGGGUGCUUGGAGCCUGGCAGAGCCCAGGGGAAAUCUGCCCUGCCAGAGGUUUUGGGGUGUUGUUCUUUGAGCUCCCAGGAAGUAACCUAGCAGCAGCCGAGGUGCCCAGCCCAGUCGCACGUGCUCGGCCCUUUCGUUGGCCGGGUUAAGCGGACCCCGGUUUGUUUUUAUGAGCGUCAGUCCAGGUGGAUCUCCCUGUUCCACGCGGGGGCGUGGCUAAGACAAUGAGGCUUUCCGAAUCCCAGGCAGCGUUCGCUUUCGGAGCCAGAGGCUUCCCGCCAUCCCCUGCCCAGGGUAAUCCACAGGCUGGUGUGUCUCAAAUCGUCAUUCUCGGAGGGAAGACGCCCAACUACCCCCCUCUGCCCACUCCGAUCUGGAAGGCAGGCUCAGCACUGCUCUCCGGGGCUGCGUCAGCCUCAGUCCUCGCACAGGCCACCGAAAGCCCAUUGCACUCUGCCCGUGACAGCACCCUGGAGAUGCUCCGCUCCGUGGAUGGAGCAGGUGCUGUCCUGCUGGCUGAGACCCGGGUCCCCGGGCUGCGACAGGGGCAUGCUUGG
Emys orbicularis (European pond turtle) is the source of this 2425-nucleotide messenger RNA. It is a transcript of the gene TCEA3, whose product is annotated as transcription elongation factor A3. Gene Ontology annotation, molecular function: zinc ion binding; nucleic acid binding. Gene Ontology annotation, biological process: transcription elongation by RNA polymerase II; DNA-templated transcription. The transcript is spliced from 15 exons. The record is from RefSeq and is a predicted model, not a curated record. NCBI's taxonomy places the organism in Eukaryota, Metazoa, Chordata, Testudines, Emydidae. Bases 102 to 1481 code for a protein of 459 amino acids. Gene Ontology annotation, cellular component: nucleus.